UAGAGUCUUGCAUCCUGGUAACUUGCUUCUUCCAAGUCCCAACACUAGAAAAACAAAACUGAUAGAAGUGCAGGAAAGGAAACCAUCCAGAGAUGGCGGACCGCCUUCACCUGCUUCUGCUCGCAGCCCUCAUCGUCUUCACCGCUUCAUCGGCACCGUCGAAAUCAUCGACGUCGUCCUUUUUUUCUCUAUCUAACGGCUCGCCGCGCUUUCCGCGGUACUCUGUCUGGCACCGAACCAGUACCCAACCGCUCCGGCGAGAUCAACCGGAGUACCAGUACGAGACUAGGUAUUUCUCCCAACGGCUCGACCACUUCAGCUUCGCCGAUCUCCCGACGUUCUCACAACGGUACCUUAUCAACUUCGAUCACUGGCUCGGCCCGGCCCGGCUCGGCCCGAUCUUCCUCUACUGCGGCAACGAAGGGGAUAUCGAGUGGUUCGCCACAAAUUCUGGGUUCAUGUGGGAGAUUGCUCCCAAGUUUGGUGCCUUGCUUGUUUUCCCCGAGCAUAGGUAUUAUGGGGAAUCGAUGCCUUUCGGGGGAAGGGAAGAGGCCUACAAGAACGCUAGCACAUUAUCCUAUCUCACAACUGAGCAAGCUCUCGCGGAUUUUGCCGUCUUUAUCACUGAUUUGAAGCGGAACUUAUCCGCGGAAUCGUGCCCUGUUGUGUUGUUUGGAGGAUCAUAUGGAGGAAUGUUAGCAGCAUGGAUGAGGCUCAAAUAUCCUCAUAUCGCAAUAGGGGCCUUAGCUUCAUCGGCCCCGAUUCUUCAGUUCGAAGAUAUUGUGCCUCCCGAGACUUUUUAUGACAUUGUAUCAAAUGAUUUCAGGCGUGAGAGCACUAGCUGCUUCAACACCAUUAAGGAGUCAUGGGAUGCAAUUACUGAAGAGGGUCAGAAAGAGAAUGGCCUUCAGCGCCUUACAAAAACGUUUCACUUUUGUCGAGAGUUGAAGAGUACUGAUGAUCUUGCAGACUGGUUGAGUUCUGCUUACAGUUAUUUGGCCAUGGUGGACUACCCAUAUCCUGCUAAUUUCAUGAUGCCUAUGCCUGGACAUCCCAUUAGAGAGGUCUGCAGAAGGGUUGAUGAGUCUCAUGAUGGUACUAGUAUCCUAGAUCGCAUAUUUGCGGGAGUAAGUGUGUACUACAACUAUACCGGAAAUGUUGGUUGCUUCAAGUUGGAUGAUGAUCCCCAUGGUUUGGACGGUUGGGAUUUUCAGGCAUGCACUGAGAUGGUCAUGCCCAUGUCUAGCAGCAAGGAGAAUAGCAUGUUUCCAACAUAUGAUUUCAAUUAUUCUUCAUACAAAGAAGAAUGCUGGGACAUGUUUCGGGUCAUACCAAGGCCUAGAUGGAUCACAACAGAGUUUGGUGGACAUGGCAUAGAGACCAUCUUGAAGAUGUUUGGAAGUAACAUCAUCUUCUCAAAUGGUCUAUUAGAUCCUUGGAGCGGUGGGAGUAUCCUCAAGAAUAUAUCGGAGACCAUCGUGGCUCUUGUUACAAAAGAAGGUGCGCAUCACUUGGAUUUGCGGCCUUCGACCCCUGAAGACCCUCAAUGGUUGGUGGAGCAGAGAGAAGCCGAGAUUCGGGUGAUCCAAGGUUGGAUUAAUAGCUAUCGAAAAGAAAAGAUAUCGACUUUUUCUAUGUGAAAACUGUAGGCCAGAACCAGAUGAAUAAAAAAUGUUAAAGAAUCGUCUCAGUUCAUGUAACAAAAAGACUUGUGAGACGGUGCAACUUGACAAACGUUCCAGGUCUUGUGUUCGUUUCAGUGGAACUGGUUGUACCUUCUUAUUUUGUUCAUGUUGUGGUUUCUCUAC
Molecule: messenger RNA, 1808 nt
Organism: Tarenaya hassleriana
Lineage: Eukaryota; Viridiplantae; Streptophyta; Magnoliopsida; Brassicales; Cleomaceae
Product: lysosomal Pro-X carboxypeptidase
Exons: 10
Coding region: 93-1640 (515 amino acids)
Biological process (GO): proteolysis
Cellular component (GO): vacuole
Molecular function (GO): serine-type exopeptidase activity; dipeptidyl-peptidase activity
Source: RefSeq, a predicted model, not a curated record